UUUCUCGAGAACAUUGUUGUUGUGCGUCACAUUUGUUGUCAGCCUCGUUUUCUCAUUCGCUGGGGCUGCGGGACUCCGCGUUACGUUCUUUCUCGAGUACAUGAACGUGCAUACUAGCACGGGUCUGCCCAAACUCAAGAAUCAAUCCAUUCACUUUUCUGCCUCUCCUUUGAACCGUCCAUCUCGUUUUAGGACACUAAGUUCUCAGUCCAAACCUGGAAUAAGAGCACGCCUUUCAUCUCUCCACUCCUUACGCCCAAGCCUUAACGUUCGGGUCUGUCUUCAUCGUGGUGAAACGCCAUCAUUACAACUGCUUUCAUCGCGUGUUGCCCGUCUUGUCAAACUUACUCGUGCUGAGCUCAAAUUGGACAAGAAGUCUCCUGCUAGAUUCCUAGAAUUAGCUCGUGCUCAACGUAGGCUGAAAAAUCGAGUUGCAAUGAUCACACGCCAACUAGCGCAUGUUAUGGAAGAGACAAAAGAAUCCUUUGCCAGGAUUCGACUUGAGUCUGUCUGUAGGAGUAAACUGAAUGCGGAAAACUCCCUACGAAGGCUUGCAAAAUUAAAAGCUGUUGCGGAGGCUGAGCAUGAACUGAAUUGCAAGAGACUCAGAGAGAGCUUACCUUAUUGCGUUCAGCGAACGCCGUGUUGAUCGCGGAAAACGAAAGAUUGACGGAAGAACUCGAGAAAACGCGAUCAUCUUUCUCUCACAAACCGCUUUUCCAUGUCCCAGAAUUGGCAUAUGGCCAGUCCGUCCUGCCAGAAUUUUGUGCAAGUCACUCCAGACAUCCUUCAACAAGCGAAUCGGAGCACUCGCUGACUCUCACGCCGCGAAAGGUAUGUUUUGCGCUUGUUGCGAAC
Molecule: messenger RNA, 858 nt
Organism: Cantharellus anzutake
Lineage: Eukaryota; Fungi; Basidiomycota; Agaricomycetes; Cantharellales; Hydnaceae
Exons: 6
Coding region: 101-649 (182 amino acids)
Source: RefSeq, a predicted model, not a curated record